AUGGAUGUGACCUUGUUUUUAAAUGAGAGCAACCUGACAGGUAGUCACCGGGACAACGCUGAUGAGGAUUACCCUGACGACGCGAAUAUCACUACUUUAAAAACACAUACGAAAUCACAAUUCGUGCCAUUGUUUCUAUUACUUUUGCUACUUACAGCGGUGGGCAAUGGUCUCGUGAUUAUCGUCAUAGCAAAGAUUCGCCGGUUACAAACAGCAGCAAACAUGACGAUCGCUAAUCUGGCCUGUUGUGACUUCAUAAUCGCCUGUACGCUCUGGACAGGAGUCCUACGCCGUGACACGAUGCUGGGGUGCGCCCUAUUUUCAGGGCAUGCAAUGACGGUUUUUCAUCUGUCGUUGCUGGGAAAUGCGCUCUGCACGAUCAACAGAUACGUGGCUAUCGUGCAUCCGUUACACUACAACCAGCUGAUGACUCUUGCUCGCACUGGUGUUCUCAUAACUUUAUCGACGAUGUACGCGAUUGUAAUUGGGAUCGCAGCAGCCAUCCAAGUAUCAUAUCAAUGGGAGCCGCCUUCAACCUGCAUCGUUGACCUAGAAAUUUCGGCUGGAUUCGCGUAUGUCGUGGCUGGUCUUUAUAUUAUUAUAUUGAUCUUCAUGGUUUACUGCUACGUCGUCAUCGGAAAGAUUGCCUGGGACCACACGCGUAGGAUGACCGCAGCAUCAGAUGCGGAGAGAGAAGACAUGUCCGCUUUUCACGCUACGCUAAAGAUAACCAAGAUCAUACUUACAGUUGUUGGUGCUUCGUUUACUCUGCUUACACCGCACGUUCUUCACUUCAUCUUAAUCCACAGCUUCCCGUUUCAACUUCGAGCACUUCGUGACAUUCGAACGCUGGCGCUGGCAGCUAAUUCACUAGUAAAUCCAAUGAUUUACUUCUACAAGUACAAAGACUUUCGUCUGGCAGUGAGGGAACUAUUUGGAUGUCAUACAUCGUCUGUCAACCCAUCUCAGCCGAACGUGGAGCAGGAUCCGUAG
Priapulus caudatus is the source of this 993-nucleotide messenger RNA. RefSeq names its product melanocortin receptor 5-like. The record is from RefSeq and is a predicted model, not a curated record. The transcript has a single exon. Gene Ontology annotation, molecular function: G protein-coupled receptor activity. Gene Ontology annotation, biological process: G protein-coupled receptor signaling pathway. Bases 1 to 993 code for a protein of 330 amino acids. Gene Ontology annotation, cellular component: membrane. Lineage: Eukaryota; Metazoa; Priapulida; Priapulimorpha; Priapulimorphida; Priapulidae.